AUGUCUUGGGGCGCUCAUCAAGCUGGGUGGGAGUUGGUGCCUCAGUCUCUCUGCGGAUUAAGAAGCCCCUGUGGUACCUCGGAAAUGGAGUUUGAGAAGCUGGAGAAGACUGAUGUGGAGGGAACGCUGUUUGUUUACACAAGAUCGGCUUCUCCGAGGCAUGGUUUCACAAUUAUGAACAGACUGAGCAUGGAAAAUCGAACAGAGCCAAUUACUAAAGACCUUGAUUUGCAGCUGCAGGACCCUUUUCUACUGUACAGAAAUGCCAGGUUGUCCAUAUAUGGGAUUUGGUUUUAUGAUAAGGAAGAAUGCCAAAGAAUUGCAGAGCUCAUGAAAAACUUAACUCAACAGGAACAAUUGAAAGCAAAGCAGGGCAUGGGAACAGGAGUAUCCCCGAUGAUUAUGAAUUCUGCUAAUAACAAAGAAGUGGAUAUCUUACGGAUGCUUACCAAGGCCAAAGAUGAGUAUACCAAGUGUAAGACCUGCUCAGAGCCGAAACAAAUAACCAGUUCCUCUGCAAUCUAUAACAACCCCAACCUGAUCAAACCAAUUCCAGUGAAGCCUAGUGAAAAUCAGCAGCAACGAGCAUCUCAGCAAAGCAAGAAUGUGGAUCCCGAACCACAGCACUUGUCUUUGACAGCACUGUUUGGAAAACAAGAAAAGACAGAUGUCUCAGAACCGCUUAAUAAGCAGCAUCAAGAGAAUCUUCCUGUUAGGCAGGGUGUGGUACGUUCACUGUCCUAUGAAGAACCUAGCAGGCAUUCACCCUCUGCAGAGAAACAACUUUGCCCUGCCAUUCAGAAGCUUAUGGUGCGUGGGACAGACCUUCACCCGCUUGCUGAGUUUCCUGAGAACCGACUUUGUGAAAAUGGCAAUAUCCACCCUGUGGGUGAGACUUUCACAGGACUCUUCCAACCUGUGACUUCUCAUGGUAUUGCAGCAUCUCAUGUAGUUCAGGAUACUGCUGGCACUCAGAGCUUAUUGCAGAAAUUACAAAGUCAGUCAGGGACAGUGACUAAAAUGGACGCCAAUGCAGCAGGAUCUGCGAGCUCGACAGCUUCUGUGUUCAGCAGGACUCCUGCUCCUGGUGGAGCACCAGCAGGAACAGUAAAUAGUAUGAGCCAGCCACCUUUGGUAUAUUUCAAUGGUUCCCUACCAGGCCAGACUUUAGAAUCUCAGACACUUGGUAAAGAACAAUCCAAACUUCCCAGACAGCCUCUUUCUCUCACUGGCAAUCAAGCAGCCAAUUCUGGGGUGAUUUCACCUCAAGAGUUACUGAAAAAACUCCAAAUAGUGCAACAAGAACAACAGUUGCAUGUAUCCAGCAGACCAACCUUGGCAGCUAAGUUUCCUGUCGUUACUCAGAAUACAAAUACGUUGAAAUCACUGGAUUCUUGGAUUGAAAAGGCACCGGGUACAGAAAAACAGAGCGCUCUCUUUCAG
This is a messenger RNA of Nestor notabilis (Kea), 1443 nucleotides long. RefSeq names its product decapping mRNA 1B (gene DCP1B). The transcript has 7 exons. The record is from RefSeq and is a predicted model, not a curated record. Gene Ontology annotation, cellular component: P-body. Gene Ontology annotation, biological process: deadenylation-dependent decapping of nuclear-transcribed mRNA; positive regulation of catalytic activity; deadenylation-independent decapping of nuclear-transcribed mRNA. The annotation marks the transcript as partial. Lineage: Eukaryota; Metazoa; Chordata; Aves; Psittaciformes; Psittacidae. Gene Ontology annotation, molecular function: mRNA binding; enzyme activator activity.